Messenger RNA from Glycine soja, 492 nucleotides. RefSeq names its product zinc finger protein 10-like. NCBI's taxonomy places the organism in Eukaryota, Viridiplantae, Streptophyta, Magnoliopsida, Fabales, Fabaceae. Gene Ontology annotation, biological process: negative regulation of abscisic acid-activated signaling pathway. The record is from RefSeq and is a predicted model, not a curated record. The coding region runs from base 1 to 492 and encodes 163 amino acids. The transcript has a single exon.
AUGAAGCGCAAGAUCGAGGAAGUGGAAGAAGAGAAUCAGUUCUCAUGUAUGUUCUGCAGCAAAAAGUUCUCGAGUCCUCAAGCUCUAGGAGGACACCAAAAUGCCCACAAAAAAGAGCGAAACCUCUUGAUCAGUAUGGAUAAAGAAAAAGAGAUGAAUGCUCUUGGAUUUAGCCCAGCUAAUGUUCCCAUGCAAUCUAGGGCACCGUUUUAUCCGUAUUCAUCACAUUUAUACAUGUCAAACCUUCCCUUGCAAGCAAGGACACUCCCUUAUAAUGGUGCAUACAUGCACCCCAUGACAGAACCUGGUUAUUGCAUUAACCAACGAUUUUCCUUACCAACAUCUCCAUUGAUUACUCGGAGUGAAUCUACAAGACCCAUUGUUGGUUCUUCUUCUAGUGUUGGUGCUGGUUUUGGUCAACUUCAGGGAAGUCCAAGUGAAUCAAAUAAAGAAUCACGUCCAGAAGUUUUGGAUUUGUCACUAAAACUUUGA